ACGUGACACUUGACAUGCUUGAACAACAGACCCGGUUUGGCGCGGAAACGUGGUGUUCCACUGUGUUGUGAAGAUUGCUACCCUGAACUUGCUGGAAAAUGGCCGAUAAGGAACAAGCAGUCCAAGAACCCUUUGAUGAUGCUGUUGAGGAACGUGUUAUUAACGAGGAAUACAAGAUAUGGAAGAAGAACACGCCUUUUCUCUAUGACCUUGUGAUGACUCAUGCCUUGGAGUGGCCUAGUCUGACCUCUCAGUGGCUACCAGAUGUCAGAAGGCCAGAGGGUAAAGAUUACUCCAUCCAUCGACUGGUACUCGGCACACACACUUCUGAUGAACAGAACCACCUGGUGAUAGCAAGCGUCCAGCUGCCAAAUGAUGAUGCUCAGUUUGAUGCAUCUCAUUAUGACAGUGAAAAAGGAGAAUUUGGAGGCUUUGGUUCAGUUAGUGGCAAAAUUGAAAUAGAAAUCAAAAUCAACCACGAGGGAGAGGUGAACCGGGCUAGGUACAUGCCACAAAACCCUACCAUCAUUGCAACCAAGACACCCUCCAGUGAUGUGCUGGUCUUUGACUACACAAAGCAUCCCUCCAAGCCAGAUCCAAGUGGUGAGUGUAAACCAGACCUGAGAUUGCGAGGGCACCAGAAGGAAGGAUACGGUCUUUCCUGGAACCCCAACCUGGGUGGAAACCUCCUGAGUGCCUCAGACGAUCAUACUAUCUGCCUGUGGGAUAUCAGUGGUCAUGAGAAAGACGCUUGUGUAGUGGAUGCUAAAACCAUCUUCACCGGUCACUCGGCAGUCGUGGAGGACGUCUCUUGGCAUCUUCUCCAUGAGAGUCUCUUUGGCUCUGUCGCCGAUGAUCAGAAACUCAUGAUCUGGGACACUAGAGUGAAUAACACUUCCAAAGCCAGCCAUUCAGUGGAAGCACACACAGCUGAGGUCAACUGUCUCUCCUUCAAUCCUUACAGUGAAUUCAUCUUAGCAACAGGAUCGGCUGAUAAGACUGUUGCAUUGUGGGAUCUGCGUAAUCUGAAACUCAAGCUUCACUCCUUUGAGUCCCAUCGAGAUGAGAUCUUCCAGGUGCAGUGGUCACCUCACAACGAGACCAUCCUGGCAUCUAGUGGAACUGACAGACGACUCAAUGUAUGGGACCUUAGCAAAAUUGGAGAGGAGCAGUCACCAGAGGAUGCUGAGGAUGGUCCAGGGGAACUUCUCUUCAUUCACGGUGGCCACACUGCCAAAAUAUCAGAUUUCUCCUGGAACCCUAAUGAACCAUGGGUCAUCUGCUCGGUAUCGGAGGACAACAUCAUGCAAGUCUGGCAGAUGGCGGAGAACAUUUAUAAUGAUGAGGAGCCAGACACCCCUGCCGCUGAAUUGGAACCUUCCACUGCACAAUGAGAUGUUCCUUGUGAAGACAUGAGAUGUCAAUCAUAGACUGUACAGUUUUUCUGUCUAGGGGCUUUACUGUUCGUGCUAGUUGUAUAGUAUUACCAUUUCGUGGUGAUCAGCCUACAUUCGGUAGAAUAUGCCAAACGGCAGACGCACUGCCCAGGAUGAUGAAAGUGAUAACUUGUUUUCUAGACCUGAUCCCCUAUCAUCACCUAGGAAAGUCCCAUGCCAAAUGUUUGUAAAGACUCAAGGACUUCACUCUACCAUUUGUAUGACAAAUCUCAAAACGGUUGACCCCAAUGGCAAUAUUGUGAGAACCAUUGUGUGACAUACAUGUAGAGUUGAACCUCGUUAAUAAGAGGUCCUUUGGACUUGGCUAAUAACCUUGUUAUAACAGGA
This is a messenger RNA of Acanthaster planci (crown-of-thorns starfish), 1784 nucleotides long. RefSeq names its product RB binding protein 4, chromatin remodeling factor (gene rbbp4). Gene Ontology annotation, molecular function: protein binding. The record is from RefSeq and is a predicted model, not a curated record. NCBI's taxonomy places the organism in Eukaryota, Metazoa, Echinodermata, Asteroidea, Valvatida, Acanthasteridae.